AUGGCCUCACUUGUGCAAAAGAUAUUCCACUCAGAGAUCCACACACAUAACAUAUCCAUAUAACUCUUGGCUAAUAACCCAAGCAUCAAACAGACACCUUGAUACAAUUCCCAUGAUGAAACCAAUUCUCAGCAAACCUCUUUACUUUUCCUUGUUUGUGCACCUGAUCAUUGUCACCGUGCUCGCAGCCAGCGAUCCGCAACCUAUCUACUCUCCGGUUGAAGAUAUCACCGUUAAUUGUGGCGAUUCCGGCAACAAGACCUUUGAAGAUGAUGGCCGAAAUUGGAUUGGAGAUGUCGACUCAAGAUUUUCACCGUUUGAGCACCAAGCAGUUGGUAACAAAUCCGAAUCCAAAGAAGCACCUCAUUCGUACCCCGUCAAACCAUUUCCUUACACCACAGUGCGGCUUUCUCGCUCUGAAUUUACUUACAGUUUUAAACUCAGUAGCGGCCAGAAGUUCAUCCGCUUGUAUUUCAACCCAGUUUCCUAUGGCCCUGACUUUGACCAAUCCAAAGCCCUCUUCUCAGUCAAAGCAGGGAACUUUACCCUUCUCCACGACUUCAAUGCUUCAGUCACUGCCGAAGCGUUUAAUUUUACCAAAAUAAUAUACAGAGAGUUCUGUUUGAACAUUGAUGAGGAAGAGAGCUUGAACAUCACAUUUACUCCGAGCAGAAAAAUCCCAGAUGCAUAUGGCUUUAUCAACGGAAUUGAAAUUGUGUCCAUGCCCACCAAUCUUUACUACAGUCCGCCUGAAAUCGAAAGCUCCCAUGAGAUUAAAUUGGUUGGCAGUGAAACCAAUUUUCACAUCGAAAACAGCACUGCUUUGCAGAUGAUGUACCGAAUAAACGUCGGUGGCAAGCCGCUAUGGUUCAAAGAUGACACGGGCAUGUACCGCAAUUGGGGUGGUUCUGCAGAUGAGCUAUAUUACUUGGACCAAUUAAGUGUUACGAGAAGCGUUGAACCACAAAACGUUAGUACUCAACUCAACUUUUCUGAAAUAUCAGCGAACACAGCACCAGAGGAAGUGUACCAAUCGGGCCGGUCGAUGGGCACCAACGAUACCUUAAACAAGAGCUACAAUCUCACCUGGGUUUUUCCCGUAGAUUCCAAGUUUUAUUACCUGGUUAGGCUCCAUUUUUGUGAGUUUCAACAUGCAAUUAACCAGACUUACGACAGGACGUUUGCAAUCUACAUGGACAAUCAAACUGCUGAAACAAAUGCUGACAUAAUUCAAUGGAGUGGUGGAAAUGACAGACCAGUGUACAAAGACUACGUGGUAUUUAUUCAUGAAGGACACGAGUAUCUUUUUCUCGCACUGCGUGCAAAUCCAAAUGAUCAGACGACGACAUACAGCGAUGCACUCUUGAACGGGCUGGAAAUCUUUAAACUUGACUCGGAAGGAAAUCUCGCCGGACCAAACCCAGUUCCACCUCCUAUGAUCCUACCAAAGGGGCCCUCAAAACCCAACAGCAACAACAAGAAGUCAAGGCCUCCUAUGCUUGCCAUUGUCGGUGGUGUUGUAAUUUCCAGUACACUUGCAGCGCUAUGUGCACUCGGGUUCUUGGUUUUCAGGCAAAGGCGGAAAGCCAAGGAGUCCGACUGGUCCAGCCACGGAAAGACGAACUCAACCAACACUCGCGGCUCAUCUUUACCCUCCGAUUUGUGUCAUCACUUUUCACUAGCGGAGAUCAAGGCCGGCACCCAAAACUUCAACGAUAUUUGUAUUAUUGGGCGUGGCGGGUUUGGCAACGUGUAUAAAGGAUACAUCGAUGAUGGAGCCACCCCCGUUGCAGUCAAACGGCUGAAACCAGAGUCGUCACAGGGGGCCCACGAGUUCAAGACAGAGAUCGAGAUGCUCUCUCAACUCCGCCACCGUCAUUUGGUUCCACUCAUUGGGUAUUGUAUGGAUGAAGGUGAGAUGAUCUUGGUGUAUGAAUACAUGGCACAUGGGACCCUCAGAGACCAUCUUUACCACACAGAUAAUCCAACUCUUUCUUGGGAAGAAAGGCUUCAGAUUUGUAUUGGCGCAGCACGGGGAUUACACUACCUUCAUACCGGUGCCAAGUACACCAUCAUCCACCGUGAUGUAAAGAGCACAAACAUUUUGCUAGAUGAAAAGUGGGUGGCCAAGGUUUCGGAUUUUGGGUUGUCAAAAAUGGGCACAAUCACUAUGUCCAAGACCCACAUCAGCACGAUGGUGAAGGGUAGUUUUGGGUAUCUAGAUCCCGAAUACUACCGCCGUCAACAACUCACUGUGAAGUCUGAUGUGUACUCAUUUGGGGUAGUCUUAUGUGAGGUGUUGUGUGCGAGGCCAGCUUUGAUUCGUACGGUGGAGAAGAAGCAAAUGAGCUUGGCUGAGUGGGCCAAGAACUGUCACCGAAAUGGGGCACUUGAGCAAAUCAUUGAUCCGAGCUUGAAGGGUAAGAUUGAAACCCACUGCUUCAAUAAAUUCGCCGAGAUUGCAAUGAGUUGCGUGCAUGAUAAUGGGAUUGAAAGGCCAUCAAUGAAUGAUGUAUUGAGCGGGCUUGAGUAUGCAUUGGAGCUUCAACGGAGCGCUGAUAGGGAUAUCAUCAACAACACUAAUACUGGAAGGAAGAAGGAAGAUGAGGUUGCUCUCGCCAAGGACAUGCAAGGGUUUAGUUCUAGUGAGAAAAGUUGUGCGACCAGUGAAUCCAUUACAAGGAUGCAGAUGUCCGGGACAAUCUUUUCCGAGAUCAAUGAUUCGGAGGGCAGAUGAUGAUGAGGAGCAUUAACUCACCAAAUAAUCUGCCUAAAACCGUGGCAUGGCAUGGAAUAAAUGGCGAAAGCAGUUAGUGUCACAAAGAUCAGAUGAUGUUUCUCACUCAUUCCCCCAUUACUAUUCUUAGUUUUUAGGUCAUGUUUUCAUCUGCCUCUUUAAAAUUCGAGUUGUUAUUUUGAAUUUUGAGGUGAUUUGAGAGGUUUAUUAUUAUUAUUAUUAUUUUAAAUAAAGAAAGAUGUUAUACUAGCAAGACUUUUUUGUUAACAA
This is a messenger RNA of Prunus mume (Japanese apricot), 3007 nucleotides long. NCBI's taxonomy places the organism in Eukaryota, Viridiplantae, Streptophyta, Magnoliopsida, Rosales, Rosaceae. The record is from RefSeq and is a predicted model, not a curated record.